AUGAUACCGAUUCGUCAAAUCGCGAGAUUGUCGCAUUUGGCUGCGAAAUUCGUCGGUGGCGCCGAUGUCCACGUCGUUGACCCUUUGGUUGAUUUGAGGUCGAGAUAUCUUUUCAAAUACUUUUUUUACUAUGAAUUUAUAUUUUAUUUUUUUGCCCAGUUAACAAUAAUUUCGUCGAUUUCGAAAUUGGCGCUUUUUUCUUUGAAAAUGUCAAAACAGUUUUAAAAUAUUUGAAUUUGAAGUUCGCGCGUAAAGAUCACCGAAAAAUUCCCAUAUCAAGAUAUAUCGCUGUAGUUUCAAUUUCACUACCGGCCCCCAGAAAUCCAAUUAGCCUUUACGCGAAAUCGUUCUGAACGAAUAACGCGUCAAUUUUGAAACCGCCUAUAUUACUUUGUAAAUGGCAUUAAUUAUACAGAAAGUCUUGCGUAAAUACGCUUAUGGAACUAUAAUAAUCGCAAUUUCUAGGUCAAUAUUCGAAAAGAAGGAAGAUUUAUCCCGAAGUGUCGAAGAACGGAGACUUAAAAUUGAACUUCCAAACGUGGAAGCCGAAUAUAAUGAAUGGUAUAAAGCAUACGAAGCUUGGAAGUCGGUGGAUCCUAAAUCGGUUUGGAGAUUUUUUUUAGAAGCUUCUUUUUUUUAUAAUAUGUUCAUUGCGCUUUCUGUUUUCCGCUCAUAAUGUCCUUUUUGAUAACCAUUUUUUUAAUGAAAAAAAUAAUAUUAAGUUUUUUUAUAAUGAUAUAAGAAAGUGAACUUUCGAGAAUAUUACAUGAUGAACUAUGUUUUUUUUUCAAUUUAAAAUCUAAUAAUGUAUUUAUUACAGUUUUCUCUAUUCACACUUUUUUGAGCGGUUCAUUUUCAGGACCAAAUAUCAGAACUGAAAAAGGAGAUGCGAUCCAAAAAGUCGGGCCUGAUCGGCGCCCUCUCCUUGCCGAAUUUCGUCCAUAACGUAGGGAAAGAAGAACGGAAAAUGCUGAAACCGACAAGUUGGACCGAAAGAAAGUUAUCAAAUCUUGGAAAAAGUUCAGAACAUGCCCAAUAUUUGGCCCAGCAAGGCCUUCUGCGAAUCGAUAAAAAUAACCAUGUGGUUCAUUUGGCCGGCUUCCCGGCAGUCGUUCAGAAAAUGCUCAAGUUGUGCGAAAUACAAUUUUUUUUUGAAAGAAAGCUUCAGAAAUCAAAUCCUGGAGCUUUUCCCGCAGGCGACUUUAAUGUCCCCGUCGCAUUUUGUCAGGGCCGCGAUUUUGGAAGCCUUGAAUGUCGACGCCAAUAAUUUUAUCCCUUUUACCGACGGAUCUUCCUCUUUUCCACUGACUUAUUUGGGUGAGAUUCAGUCUCAGUCUUUUCCUUUUUUUAAAAUUACAUUCAAAUUUUUUUUUCUAAUACUUCAUGCUGUGUUAAAGUAACUUCCGCGAAAAGCAAAAUUAUCUCUGAUUCUCCAAACUUCAGUUAUCUUUUUCUUUCUCUGACGUCUAUUCUGAGCUUUGCGGAAUCACUUUGAAUACCGUAUAACUUUUGUGAAAACCCGGAAAUUUUCGCAGCGUUCAGUGGCCACUUUAGGGCUUCGACCUCUUUGUGACCACUCUUAGGAAUUCCAGAGAGGUCCCUAUAGGGGUUAGGAAGAAAACAACCCCUAUAAUAGUCGAAAAAGGGCUCCCCAGAGGGGUAAAAUUUAGGAGGUCCCUAUAGGGGUUUAGGGCCUUACCACAUAGCCCAUUAAAUCUCAAGUGGACCCUAUAGGGGUCGUUCAAUUUCAUUAAAAAACGCUUAUUUAAUCAGUUUUUCUUAUGUGAAUGCUUCUUCGCAUAGAGUUCAUAACAAUUAUAGUGGUUAGUAAAUUGGUCCCCAGAGGGGAUCCUCCAACGGCCCCAAAGGUUGCCCCUCUAGGGACCACUCUGGAGUUCCUAAGCUAUGGUAGUCAAAUUAGUGACCACUAUAGAUGUUUAACCAGUAGUACUACUAGAAAACUGAAAAUUUUAGUGGCCACUUUAGGGCUUCGACGUUUUAAACGCCACUGAAGUAGUGGAACUAGUGGUCACUAUAGAGGUCUAAAUGGUACUCUUACUCCACUAAAAAUUGCUAUAGUGGCCACUUUAGUAUCCAUCCCAAAAAGCAAGAAAACCCUCUUUUUCCAGUCGGCAACUCCUUGGCGUCACUUUGCUCGCCGUUCCUCAAAUCGUCUUUCACUGACAAAAACGAAUGGCCGAUCAGGGUCCAAUCCAUCGGCGCCGCGUACCAUGAAAAGGUUGUUCACUCCUUGAGUGAUCACUUAAAAAAAUAUUUCUCAGAAAAAUAGCGUCGAUCUGGUCUAUGGACGGCAGCGUCUGAAGCACUGCGCCUUGUUGAUGUCCAAAACGGAGCCUGAGCUUGACGAGUUCAUUUCCAGUUCUGUUACGAGUGUCGGUGAGUUUUGAGGGUCGUCGUUUGCAUUUUUUUUUUCCAAUUUACGGCCAGGCGUGGUCUGUCUGCGCUCUCCACCAACCAGGCGCUAUUUUCUUUCAUUAUCGUGUCAGGACCAUUUUUUGAAUCCAGUCGUGAAUGGCUAUCAGCGUUUGUGAAUUCAUAGGCAAAACACGGCGUUUUUUUUUGGCGACGGUCCACCCAUAUUUUUUUUUUUUCGUAAAGUGUAGUGUCUCGUGUGCGUACACUGCGGCGCUCUGGCGCACGCCAUUUUUUUUUUUUUAAGUAAACAGGAAAUUCGCGUUUUUUUAAAAAAGAAAUAGAUUCGUCUCGGGACCCAUUGAUGCGCCUUUUAUAUUUCCUUUUGUUUUUCCAAUAACGUCACAUGGGAACGGCGGAGGUUAUGACCAUGCCCUCUUAAUUUUUGGUAUUGCAUUUUCUUCCACUAAAAAAAACGUCAUGAAAAUCGGAAAGGGUCGAGAAAGGAUUCAUAGAAAUGUUUUUUAUACGGUGACAAAGGUUCCUUUUUUUGCUGCCCUUUUGCGCCAUUUCAUCGGCUUUUCUGCACCAUUUUUGCUCACGAUUGAUUGAAUAAAUGGUGGUAUGAAAAAAACACCAGCGAAAAUUUAAACGACGACUUUUCCGAUUGUUUCAUAUCGCUAGGGAACUUUCCGACGGCCACCUUCCCGACGAAUCUUUUCCGACUUUUUUCUCGAUAAAAUCUUCGUUUUAAAUCUUCCUAUAUAAAAAAGGUAGUUGGUUUAUGAUUAAAACACGAAGAAAUAGAAAAAAAACAAUGUUUAUAAAUGUUUUAUAAACCGAAAAACUUAAGGGAAAAAAGUCGGAAAGGGAUCCGUCGGAAAGGUGGCCGUCGGAAAGUUCCCUAGCGAUAUGAAAAAAUCGGAAAAGUCGCCGUUUGAAUUUUCGCUGGUCUUUUUUUCAUACCACCGAAUAAAUGACUUCAAAGAAGUCAAUAUUUUUUCACGGAUGAAACUUCUGUUUUUUUCAAAAGGAGCAUUUCAGCCUCCCUACUAUUGGAAGGACUGCACCUGGAAGUUCACGCUAGGGUCGUCAAAGGGAAAGAACUCCGGAACUACGAGUCCCAAGCCGUCGUCGUCGAAUGCAACGGUCUGGAACUUGUCAGGGUAAGAAUCUACGCUCCCGGGCGUCCCGGCCCGAGAAUGAUGAGAAGUGUGUAGUCCGUUUUUCGCGACUUGAAAGGGCGGGACUUCUCUGCGCCCUCUCUUUUUGACGCGCUAUUUUCGCCUUCCUACGAACUUACCGGUGAGGUCAAGUCGCGGCGGAAAUAGUAAAAGAUGAGUGAAGGAAAUUUUUAAAAAAAGUGGCUCCGGCCCGGGUCGACCCAGGGCGCUUUGCGGUCGCCCAGAAGCUCUGUAAUCUACUAAUUUUCGCCAGAAAAAAAGUAAAGGCUCAAAAUUUUAGACAAACUUAUUAUUUUCAAGUUCUAGAAUCGAAAUUAGUCGAUAGUUUGUAUUCUUUUCAUUUUUACCAGUCCGAAAAAGGAUUGAUAUUUCUAAAGCUUCCAUAAAAUAGGCUGAUUUUUCUUCAAAGCUAAAAUCAGCCUUUUUUUAUCACUUUUUCCACGAUAAUCUAUUCAGAAUGACCUCUGAAGCGUCAGAAAACGCCUAUGAAAACCAAUUUUCCAUUGAAACUGUUGAAUAAAGAUCUUCAAGAAGAUAUAACUUUCCUUAAUGUCUAACAAGGGAGAUCAUUUCACUUUUGGGAUUUUCCGAAAAUUGGCUAGAACUAUCCUUGAUAUACAAGAAGACGAUUCUGGAAGCCUCAACCUGAAAAACUUGCUUCUUUUCCAGAAAAAACCCUGCAAAUUCGAAGAAAACGCUCAAAAUUCAUUAAAAUGAGCUUUUUUGGGGCGUCAGACCCUUAUGGAAGUUGUGCAGGCUGAGACUUUCAGAAUCUUCUUCUGGACCAUCAAGGAGUACUCAGGAAAUUCCCAAAGAAAAAUGACCCCCUUGUGAAUGGAGUUGUUCCAGGCCUCGCGGAUCGGCGACUACAUCUCCAGACGGCUCAACAUCUGCCACGCUGGCGCGACUCCAGAAGAGUCCGGCUUCGUCCACAUGGCCUACGUCGAGACGGACAUCGACCGAGUCAUCGCCAGGCUCGUCGACAACCUCGUCGAGGGCAAGGAACCGCCGCGAGGCUUCCGCGACGUCGUCAAGCAGUCACUCUAG
Caenorhabditis auriculariae is the source of this 4604-nucleotide messenger RNA. The record is from the annotation of a GenBank genome assembly. NCBI's taxonomy places the organism in Eukaryota, Metazoa, Nematoda, Chromadorea, Rhabditida, Rhabditidae.